Molecule: messenger RNA, 618 nt
Organism: Rotaria sp. Silwood2
Lineage: Eukaryota; Metazoa; Rotifera; Eurotatoria; Philodinida; Philodinidae
Source: the annotation of a GenBank genome assembly
AUGAAGUUCAUUGUAUUAUUGUUGGCUGUUGUUGUGGCCAGUGUGCAUUCAUGGACAUUGGAUUAUACUGGUGCUAAACAAAUAUCAUCACCACAUUUCGGUCGUGGACGUCAAGGUCAUGCCAUCACAUGUUUGGUUCUUCAUGGCACAGCUGGCGGUGGCACAAUUGAAUGGUUUCAAAAUCCAACAAGUAAAGUUUCUGCACAUUAUGUUGUUGGACAAGAUGGAUCAGUUACGCAAAUGGUUAGCGAAGACGAUACAGCAUGGCAUAAUGAAAACAGUAAAAGUAAUAAGUUCGAGCGUUUUCAUAAUGGACCUUCAGCUUCGAACACAUUAAGAUUACAACAUUCAAAGUCAAUUAUUCUAGGUGUGGUAACAACAAACUCACAAUUUUAUGGUCGCGCAAAUCCCAAUCUGUGGUGUAUUGGUAUUGAAUUCAGUCGUAAUGUUCAAAAUAAUAAUGUAAUGCCUGAAGCACAAAUUCAAGCGGGUAUUAAAUUAGUUGCUAAUAUAAAACGUCGUUAUCCAGGCAUCAAUAUUUAUACACAUGACCAAUUUAACGUUGGACGCACAUGUCCAGGCCCGAAUUUUCCACUUGCUCGAUUCAAAAGUGCUUAG